Molecule: messenger RNA, 252 nt
Organism: Toxoplasma gondii ME49
Lineage: Eukaryota; Apicomplexa; Conoidasida; Eucoccidiorida; Sarcocystidae
Exons: 3
Coding region: 1-252 (83 amino acids)
Source: RefSeq, a predicted model, not a curated record
AUGUGUACCGCGGACAGCAACCACUGUGCUGGGGUCUGCAAUCGUCUGGAGAGCCGUCACCUGUGUGCGCAGAGAGUUUUUAGGAUGUCCACUUCGGGAUCCGGAGAUGUGACGGCAAGGACAGUUGCUGAUGCAGAGAAGCGCCACCACGCCUGCACGUGCACUGCCCAGAACGUGAUAUACACAGUCCUCUGUAUAAGCAUGCCUGUGCCUCUGCAGUGGCUGAAGGAGUUGCCGCCACUGAAGCGGUGA